This is a messenger RNA of Nilaparvata lugens (brown planthopper), 1092 nucleotides long. Its product is annotated as protein purity of essence-like. Bases 22 to 294 code for a protein of 90 amino acids. The record is from RefSeq and is a predicted model, not a curated record. Lineage: Eukaryota; Metazoa; Arthropoda; Insecta; Hemiptera; Delphacidae. The transcript is spliced from 3 exons.
UCAGACAGAAAAGUUGGAAAAAUGGCUGCCGAUAGUAGUGGUGUCGAAUGGGGAUCUAUUGUAAAACCAAUUCUAGCUGCUUCUUACGGCUCAUUCAACAAAAACGAUGUAAUAGAACUUGCUAAGGCAAUAAUAAAAAGCGAACAAGACCUGCUGCAACAUGAUGAAGCCUACGAAUCUUUCUAUUCUUCAUUCGCGGCGCUUGCAGCUGAUUACAUCAGCUCCAGUGCUACAUCAGGUGAGGAGUCUCGACGUCAGGAGCUUCCGGGCACGAAUCAAGAACUGGUUACCUGAUGGAGUCACAAUUUUACUCUGUGGAGGAAUAUUUGAGGCCAACAGAAACACCAUCUGAACUUGUGAUGCUUUGACAAAUGUGAUGCUUUUACGGGCAAGGCCAUCUUGAUAAAAUUUGUAAAAUUUUAUUUUCUUAAUGUUUUAUAUGUUUGACCAAGUGAAAAACGUGAAUAAGUGUUUUAUUUCUGACAUAUAUGUCAAUACUAAGACAAGGACCAAGUCAGAUCCACUUCCAGACACGACACAGUCUAUCCAGAUUUCCGGUCAUGACUAAGGAGAGAAGUUUUUUUUUCAAGUUAGUAUGAAGUAAGUAAUAAUAAAAGCUGGUUACAUUUUUAAACGUGAUUACUUCCACGAGAACCAAUCAGAGAAGCCCUUUUUUAAAAAAGCCUUCUCUGAUUGGUUCUUCUGAAAUUAAUCACGAUUAAAAUUCAACCGGCUCUUAUGUAACUGGGCCUUAGUCUUUUGUAUUCCAUGUUGUUGAUGAUAAUAAUAAAUUAUGAAUAGAAUCUUUAGACCCUUCACUUACUGUGUUUUUAAAAUAAGUCUGAUUAGAAAAAGUUAAUAACUAUUUGUAUUCAAUCUAUGUUGAUAGUAGCCUAUUUGAACAAAUGCUUUGUGGCUUUGAAGAAAAAUUAUAUUUAAUAUUAUUUGGUUUUUAUUGUUUGAUUCUGAUUUAAGUCACUAUAGCACGCUUGCACAAAUGUCUUCCAAAUUUUAACUGUGUUAAGGCUGUUCGAUUAUACCUUUUUUAUUCAAAUUGGAUAAUCUUUUUCAAUUUAAUUGUCAAGAUCAUUA